This is a messenger RNA of Chaetomium globosum CBS 148.51, 288 nucleotides long. RefSeq lists its product as uncharacterized. The coding region runs from base 1 to 288 and encodes 95 amino acids. Lineage: Eukaryota; Fungi; Ascomycota; Sordariomycetes; Sordariales; Chaetomiaceae. The transcript is spliced from 2 exons. The record is from RefSeq and is a predicted model, not a curated record.
AUGUUGCCAUCCGCAAGCAAGCCGGCUGCCUCCUUCUCCUCCUUCUUUCUUCCAAGAGCUACUUUCGGAUUCCACCAGAACCUUCUGCAGCAGCUCACGUCUCGCCUCUGGGGUCGCGAAGGCAAGGUCGGGCGUCUUUUCGAUACUUUUGAGUUGCGUAAUAACUCGAAAGACCGUUACAAAGGCCGUGGGACGGCAGAGAGAUUCGGUCACAUCGGGACCUACAAACCGUAUUACGGGGACCUGGCCAGAAGGCUGGAGCUAGAAACAGUGGAUGGGGAGGGCUAG